This is a messenger RNA of Fusarium redolens, 617 nucleotides long. RefSeq lists its product as uncharacterized. NCBI's taxonomy places the organism in Eukaryota, Fungi, Ascomycota, Sordariomycetes, Hypocreales, Nectriaceae. The coding region runs from base 1 to 525 and encodes 174 amino acids. The record is from RefSeq and is a predicted model, not a curated record. The transcript has 2 exons.
AUGGCCGCGAGGAGGGGCAGGUUUGGAAUGAUUGAAUAUCCCUUUCGACACGCUCGGUUAACAUAUGGCCUAGGGAGUGGUGACUUGGAGAGAGUGGCCGACUUUGCUUGUAUUUCUGUGACGUCUGGAGGUGCGCAAGACCGAGGUAGCUCGACCACGUCGUCCCAUGGCUCUAAAAUGAAGUCGGACAAAGACAAGGGCGGUGAUGCCACCGACAAGGAGGUUGAAGCAGACGGAGAGCGUUCAGCUGGUGGCGACCAAACAUUUAAUAGCUUCUCUCGCAGGCGUAUCGCCCUCAAUGCCCAUAUUAAGACGCCAUGCAAAUUCAUCAGACAGCGGCCACGGGCAAGGCAGGCCGAGUUCCUUACAGCUGGUACAGAUGGGCUUCUCCUCGGUGCACUUCUUCCUCCUCAGGCGACAGCAGAGGCAGCCCAUCUUGGAUCGCGCGCGCCUGGGGCGAGCGGUCUUGGCGAGGGUCAGGGAGGCAUCGCGCAAGAUUGGUGGUUCACUGAUCCGUCGGUGUAGCUUCUAGACUGGGAUAGAUGAUCAAUCACUCUGAGAAAAUAGGCCGUCCAUCCAUACUGGACCUUGGUGGUGUCGUUGUUGGUGAUACAUAC